Molecule: messenger RNA, 3175 nt
Organism: Phyllopteryx taeniolatus (common seadragon)
Lineage: Eukaryota; Metazoa; Chordata; Actinopteri; Syngnathiformes; Syngnathidae
Gene: c14h5orf22
Product: chromosome 14 C5orf22 homolog
Exons: 13
Coding region: 693-2054 (453 amino acids)
Source: RefSeq, a predicted model, not a curated record
GCCGUUACGUAGGUUGGUUAUCAGGGCUGUUCUUGCGUAUCUGGACUUCACAUCAUAUCUGUGUUUAACACUUGAACUCUUAAUUUUGUGUCUUGCUGGUGCGUUUGAUGAGAGUAUAUUUCCCGUUUAUUUUGCAUGGUUUAGUUUUAUAAUGAGUUCUGUUCAGCCACUGCGGGUCUAUACAUGCCUUCCCGUGUGCAUCGUGGAGGACCACCACGAUAGACUCUUCUGUCACAUAAGACACCUGACACCUUCCUCCACCCGUUCCAACCUGGCUGGACCCGUUUCUUCACCUCCUGACCACACUCACCAUUGCUCUGGACGGUUGACCCCAAAUCACAAUGUCAUCUGCAAACAUCAUGGUCCACGGGGAUUCCAGUCUUACCUCAUCUGUCAGCCUAUCCAUCACCACAGCAAACAGGAAGGGGCUCAGGACUGAUCCCUGACACAGUCCCACCUUAAAUUUGUCUGUCACACCUACAGCACACCUCACCACUGUUCUGCUGCCCUCGUACAUGUCCUGUAUUAUUCUAACUUACUUCUCUGCCACUCCAGACCUCCGCAUGCAGUACCACAGUUCUCAUCAAAGUCCUCAUCUUCUGUAUCCGAAAUGAACAGCUGGGCAAGUUCUCAAUCAAACACGCCAGGUGGUGUGCCAUAUAUAUCGUGCCAUUGCAUCAAGACAUCUACCCAUGAAGAACAUCAAGCUUGUUCAUUUAGACUCCCAUCCAGACCUGCUAAUUCCUGUCAACUUGUGUGCUGACACAGUUUUUGAAAAGGAAAAGUUGUUUAGACUGCAGUCAUCUUUUUACAGUGAGUUGAGUAUAGAAAACUGGAUCAUGCCCAUGGUUUAUGCUGGCCACGUCUCUUGUGUGGCAUGGUUGCAUCCCUACUGGGCGCAGCAAAUCAUAGAAGGGGAGCACAGGAUGACUGUAGGCAAAGACUCAUCCACCACCACCAUCAGGGUGACAAGUAAAGAUCAUUAUUUCCUCAGUGAUGGCUUGUAUGUUUCAGAGGAACAUCUUGAAAACCCAAAACCUCUUAUAUUAAAUGUGAUCAAAGUCAACCCUGUCAAUCGUCAGCAGUCUUUUACAGCUUACGAUGCAGCGAGGAACGGCGUUGGCUCCGUAGAUGGACACAACAGGGACACUUUCGGGAAAGAAAUGAAAACUGGGGAGGACUCUGAGACAUGGCUUGCCAAGAAACCCAGAAGAGAAUGUUCACAAGCUGGGGAGCCCAGUUGCUCUCAGCCUCUUUCAAGAACAACUGAUGUGCUACAGCUGGCAGAGGCCAGAUCUGUUAUUAAAGAUUCCAGACAAGAUGAACAGAGCUCCAGUGUAAAACGGGAUUACAGUGGUGAAGAUGAAGAAGGAUCCACAAGUUAUGUUGUUCAGAGGAUAUCAACUUUUCUGAGUCAGACAGAGCCAUACAUCCUGGAUAUUGAUUUGGAUUUCUUUUCCUGUAAGAAUCCGUUCAAGGAGUUAUAUACUGAGGAGGAAUAUGCCAUCCUUCAGGAACUCUACUGCUUCAGAGGACCUGUUCCUAAUGCUAACGAGGACGAGCUUGAUGAGUGUGUGGAUCGUCGUAUACGUCAGUUAGAGGACUUAGAAGCAGCAUUCGCUGAUCUGCUAGAAGAUGAUCGAGAAGAGAUUGUUACACAUUGGGUCAGGAAACUUGGAAAGGCGUGUUUUGUUCACCUGGUUUCCAGUUUGAAGUCAAGAAAUCCUCACCCAGAUUAUGAAAUGGUACAUCAGGCAGGUUUAACCUGUGACUCAAUCGAGUUGCCUCAUCAUAUUAGCUCUGAUGAAGAGAUUGACAGAUUUAUGUCAGCUGUACAACGGCUUCUGGAGCACCUGCCCAAACCUACUCUGGUGACGAUGUCCAGAUCCAGUCUAGAUGAAUACUGCCCUGUAGAGCAAGUGGAUUCAGUCCAACACAGAGUACUGGCUGUACUAGAAAAGCAGUAUGGACCAUUGGACAUACAAAAGGACUAUGAAAAUACUAACACGGAGGUUCAGGCCCACCAACAUACAUCCAGGACUCCCUUUAAGUGAUCUAAAUGUUGUGACAAGCGCUCUCUGCAUGUAAAUGUCUAUUUUUUUUUUUUUUUUUUUUUUUUUUUUUUUUGUCUGCAUGUUUAUAUAGUAUUCAUGCCAAAACUGGUAAAAAUAACAUGCAUUUUUUUUCUUGUAGCAUACAAGUUUUAUUACUGUAUGUGAGUGGCCUCGCUGACGCUCAAAAACAAAAGAAAAAUAAAACAGAGCACUUAUAUUAUUUGAAGUUAAUCUCAUCUAUAAGAGCAAUAUCAACCAUAUGUGAAGUAAGCUAAGAUGGACAAAGUCUGGCAGAAACAAACAGAAGAAUUUGACCAGUUGAUUUGUUGUAGUACAUGCAUCUCCUUCUACCCCAAAACAAAGGAGUCCUAAUAUCCAUACAUAGAGCAGUUGUGGCCGCAAGCACUUAUGCAGCACCAAUCCUUGGCCGAACCAGAACUGGAGAUUGGUUUCCCUGGUUACUGAUGUGUUGGGCUAAAAUGAUACAGACAACUGCACCAAGCUCAGGCCGAGUAAUUUAACUCAAUGCCAAAGUGUGAAAAUAAGUCUUAAUUCGGGAUUUAAACUUUUCUACUGAGGUAGCACCUCUAAUAUCCACGAGUUUUAUAAUAUCCACAUUCAGUUUUGUAAUAUCCACAUUCCAGAGUACUGGAGCCUGAAAAAAAAUGCUCUGCAGACUUCUUACUGGCUCUUGGAGUCACCAAAAGACCAGCGUGUUGCGAGCAUAGUGUAGUGACUCUGAUUAAGGUAUGAUUUUUACACCACUUUUAUGGCAAAAUUUGUAGACUAAAUCCAAGUCGAUGGGCGUAGUCUUGUCCGGUCGUACCGUCUUCUUGGACAACCUUUGACUCCCACCUCUUCUGCUCUCCUUCGUGUCUGGCUCUCGUUUUAACCUCGGCACGGCUCGACCGUGCCUACGCCCCUCCCCUUUCUUUUGUUCAAACACGCGGCUUGCAAGACCCAGUGACUGUUUUGUUUUUUUGUCAAUGUCUUUAUGUCUCAAAAGUGUUCUGUCAAUUGCUUUUCUGUUGUCGUACUAGAGCGGCUCCAAUUACCGGAGACAAAUUCCUUGUGGGUUUUUGGACAUACUUGGCAAAUAAAGAUGAUUCUGAUUCUCCCAA